GUGGCUUCAAAGAUUUUGGCUGGAAGAAAGGUGAAAAUUAUUAGCCAAAAGGAAGCGAAGUGUUACCUGGAGAUUCGAUUUAAUUACGUUAUAUGAAGAGUUGCGUAUAAGUAUUUUAAACAUCUUUCAGCUCCCAAGAGAUUAGGGUUAUUUUUCUGAGAUAUUUUCAACAUACAAUUGAAUACAAAAAAACACAAGAUACAAAAAUAGUAAAACAGAACUCCUGUCCCCAUUAUCCAGAUUAGAAGUAGAUCAUUCCCAUUCUCUGUGCUUUGCACAGUCCUGCCCUUCACCUCCGCCCAGGAGUCAGCAUUAUUCCCAAUGUGCUGAUCCUUUCCCCUCCUCUGUCUCCCAGUGUCACCACGUAUAUGUAUAUUCCCCAAUGAAUGAAUGAACGAAGAUAAUUGUAUCUGUGCUCCCGGUGACAGUGUGUCCCCAGGGCUUCACAGCCUCUGUGACACUCACUCUUGUCCUCCUUUUUCCCAGCAUGCUGACUGAAUGGCAGCUCUCUGUGCUGGUUUUGCUUACAUUCCCGAUUUGUAAUGAGGAUGAAAAUCUUUCCAUCGCAGCGGUGAUGCUGACCAGGACGUCAAGGCUCGUGUCCGGGGCCCGGCGGUUGGACCCUGGACGACUUUUGCACGCGGGGUCCCAGGCCCCCCAAAGCCUUGCCGCUCCCCUGGACAACCAGGCCCCAGAUGAUAGUCCCAGAGCAGUUUCCCGCACCAGUGAGAAGGACCCGGCCAGGCAUGGGGAGCAGCAUGAAGGUCUCCACUACAACAUCCCCCUCCAGGACAUGAGGACCCUGUUCCCCCACAGCCUGCCUCCUCGCUUUUCCAUGCAGGUGAAAACGUUCAGUGAAGCUUGUCUGAUGGUAAGGAAGCCAGCCCUGGAGCUUCUGCAUUACCUGAAAAACACCAAUUUUGCCCACCCUGCUGUGCGGUAUGUUCUCUAUGGGGAGAAAGGGACAGGAAAAACCCUCAGUCUUUGCCAUGUUAUUCAUUUCUGUGCAAAGCAGGACUGGCUGAUCCUGCACGUUCCGGAUGCUCAUCUCUGGGUGAAGAGCUGCCGGAGUCUUCUGCCCUCCACCUACAACAAGCAGCGUUUGGACCAACCUGCAGAAGCUUCCAUCUGGCUGAAGAAUUUCAAAACUACAAAUGAGCGUUUCUUGAGUCAGAUAAAAGUUCAAGAGAAGUAUGUCUGGAAUAAGCGAGAGAGCACGGAGAAAGGCAGCCCUCUGGGAGAGGUGGUGGAACAGGGCAUCAUGCGGGUGAAGAACGCCACGGAUGCAGUCGGGGUUGUUCUCAGAGAGCUCAAGGGUCAGAGUUCUUUGGGCGGGUUUCGCCUCCUGGUGGCAGUGGAUGGAGUCAACGCUCUCUGGGGAAAGACCACACUGAAAAGAGAAGAUAAAUCCUUGGUGGCCCCCGAGGAGCUUGCGCUCGUGCACAACCUGAGGAAAAUGGUGAAAAACGACUGGCAUGGAGGCACCAUCGUGUUGACUUUGAGCCAGACUGGAUCCCUCUUCAAGCCACGGAAGGCCUAUCUGCCUCAGGAGCUGCUGGGAAAGGUCCAAUCUUUAGAAAAUCUGGUUCCCCUUAGUCACUUUGUCAAAAGAGAUCUCUUUUUCUUUUUGGACAUAAUUACAGACUUGGAGAACAACCAUAUUCAUAACGGAGCCGCAGACUGGGGGCCAGUGUCUGCCCAGCGUGGCCGUGUCCGGCUGCGGGGCCCCCGGGCCAGGGCUCUGUUCGGAAGCUGGGGGAGUGUCCCUCCUCUGCCCGUGUUCGGCCUGAGAUCUGGAAUCCAGUUUGAUCUACUUGUUUCCGUUCACGUUCCAUCUACUGGGUCUUUUUCCGCAUCCUUAUCAAGAGGGAUUGAUGCCUUGGAUCCCUUUAUUCCCAUCCUGGUUUCCAACUACGGCCCGAAGGAGUUUGAAAGUUGUAUUCAGUAUUUUGAGAACAGUUGGCUCCAACAUGAGAAAGCUCACACAGAAGAAGGGAAAAAGGAGCUUCUGUUCCUGAACGCAAACCCUGGACAGCUGGAGCGGCUGUGCGCCCACCUUUGAGCCACGGUCACGACGCGCGCGGACGACAGUGGACGUUUCCUUUCACAGACCCCGUCGGGUGGGGGGGCCACACGGUCCACGGACAGAGGCCCCUGUGCCGCAGGCGGCUCCCCGUGAAGUGACCAUGUGGCAGUAAGGUGUGCUCUUGUUCCCGAAACUCGUGAGAGCUUAUCAGGGGUGGUUUUCGUACUGUAAGUGAUUAUGGAUCUGUCCUAAAAAUAAAUGAUCCUUCUUAA
This is a messenger RNA of Lynx canadensis (Canada lynx), 2298 nucleotides long. RefSeq names its product death associated protein 3 (gene DAP3). Lineage: Eukaryota; Metazoa; Chordata; Mammalia; Carnivora; Felidae. Gene Ontology annotation, biological process: apoptotic process. Gene Ontology annotation, cellular component: mitochondrial ribosome; mitochondrial small ribosomal subunit. Gene Ontology annotation, molecular function: structural constituent of ribosome. The record is from RefSeq and is a predicted model, not a curated record.